UGACUGUCAGCAUGUCGUUUCCUAAAGCGCCCCUGAAACGAUUCAACGACCCUUCUGGCUGUGCUCCUUCCCCAGGCGCUUAUGAUGUUAAAACUGCAGAAGCAUCGAAAGGACCUGUAUCUUUUCAGAAAUCAAGCCGAUUUAAAAAACAAAAGGAAGCUCAACAAAAUCUUAAUUGUGACAAAGAUACUACCGUACCUGCUUCAGCAAAAAAAGCAAAGACUUUCAGAUUAAAGAAAGAUUCUCAAAAAUCUGAUAAAGAUCUGAAGAUACUGGAAAAGGAGAUUCGUGUCCUUGUGCAAGAACGUGGUAUUCAGGACAAGCGGAUCCAGGAUCUGGAAGCUGAGUUUGAGAAGAUGGAAGCAAAGCUGAAUGCUGCUGUCAGGGAAAAAACCUCUCUUUCUGCAAAUAAUGCUUCAUUGGAAAAACAGCUUAUUGAAUUAACCAAGACUAAUGAACUUCUAAAAUCUAAGUUUUCUGAAGAUGGUAACCAGAAGAACAUGAGAAUUCUAAGCCUAGAGUUGAUGAAACUAAGAAAUAAAAGAGAAAUAAAGAUGAAGAGUAUGAUGGCUAAACAAGAAGAUAUGGAGAUGAAGCUUCAUGUUACCCAGAAGAAUCUCCAAGAAUCUCAGGGGAAGAUAACACAACUUGAGGGGAAAUUGGUUUCUAUAGAGAAAGAAAAGAUUGAUGAAAAAUCUGAAACAGUGAAACUUUUAGAAUACAUUGAAGAAAUUAGUUCUGCAUCAGAUCAAGUGGAAAAAUACAAGAUAGAUAUUACCCAGUUAGAAGAAAAUUUAAAGGGGAAGAAUCAUGAAAUUUUAAGCUUAAAGCAAUCUCUGGAGGAAAAUGCUGAUAUGUUGUCUAAACAAAUACAAGACCUGAAUGCUAGAUGUCAACUGCUUGAAAAUGAAAAAGAAGGCCUUGUCAUCAGCAACAAAAAACAAGUUGAAAACCUAACUGCUGAGCUACAAAGUUUAAAAGAGAAGUUUAUUUUUGAAAGUCAAGAACAUGAAAAGUUACAACAAAAGGAAUUACAAGUUGGUUUAUUUCUGCAACAAGAAAAGGAAUUAUCUUCUAGUCUUCAGCAGAAGCUAUGUUCUUUUCAAGAGGAAAUGAUUAAAGAGAGAAGUCUCUUUGAGGAAGAAUUAAAGCAAGCGCUGGAAGAGUUAGAUAAAUUACAACAAAAAGAGGAACAAGCUGAAAGACUCCUCAAGCAGCUAGAAGAGGAAACAAAGUCUAAAGCUGAGGAACUAAAAUUCCUACAAGAGAAGCUAAAAGGCUAUAAAGGAUUAAGCAGUGAAAUAGAAGGUCUUAAGCUGGAGAAGUCUUCAUUACAGGAAAAAGUAGCCAAGGCUGAAAAAAGUGCAGAGGAAGUUCAACAUCAGAUCCUGGCAACUGAGAAUGCAAAUCAAGAAUAUACAAGGAUGAUUCUAGAUCUGCAGACCAAAUCAGCACUUAAAGAAGCAGAACUUAAAGAAGUGACCGUUACGUCUCUUAAAAAAAUAACUGAAUUGCAGAACCAACUCAAGCAACAAGAUGAAGACUUUAAGAAACAGUUGGAAGAAGAAGUAAGAAAAGCUGAGAAAGAAAAUACAAUAGUAGAACUAACUGAGGAAAUUAAAAAGUGGCGUCUCCUCUAUGAAGAACUAUAUAAUAAAACAAAACCUUUCCAGCUACAACUGGAUGCGUUUGAAGCAGAGAAACAGGCUUUGUUGAAUGAGCAUGGUGCAGCUCAGGACCAACUGAAUAAACUAAGUGAUUCGUAUGCUAAAUUACUGGGUCAUCAGAAUCUAAAGCAAAAAAUCAAGCAUGUUGUGAAAUUGAAAGAUGAAAAUAGCCAGCUCAAAUCGGAAGUAUCAAAACUCCGCUCUCAGCUUGCUAAAAGAAAACAAAAUGAGACAAAACUUCAGGAAGAAUUGAAUAAAGCUCUUGGUAUCAAGCAAUUUGAUCCUUCAAAGGCUUUUCAUCAUGAAAGUAAAGAAAAUUUUGCCCUCAAAACCCCACUAAAGGAAGGCAAUACAAACUGCUAUUGA
Chrysochloris asiatica (Cape golden mole) is the source of this 2033-nucleotide messenger RNA. RefSeq names its product hyaluronan-mediated motility receptor (RHAMM) (gene HMMR). Gene Ontology annotation, cellular component: membrane. Bases 12 to 2033 code for a protein of 673 amino acids. The record is from RefSeq and is a predicted model, not a curated record. Gene Ontology annotation, molecular function: hyaluronic acid binding. The transcript is spliced from 17 exons. NCBI's taxonomy places the organism in Eukaryota, Metazoa, Chordata, Mammalia, Afrosoricida, Chrysochloridae.